Messenger RNA from Striga hermonthica, 2958 nucleotides. NCBI's taxonomy places the organism in Eukaryota, Viridiplantae, Streptophyta, Magnoliopsida, Lamiales, Orobanchaceae. The record is from the annotation of a GenBank genome assembly.
AUGAAGAUGGCGAUUAGGGUUUUUCUGCUCUUCAUCGUCCUUUUAUUUUUCUGCUACCCCACCUUUUCUCUGUACGAAGACCAAGUUGGGCUCAUGGAUUGGCAUCAGCAGUACUUGGGCAAAGUAAAGCACGCCGUUUUCCACACUCAGAAGGCCGCGAGGAAGCGCGUGAUUGUCUCCACUGAGGAAAACGUCGUAGCUUCGCUUGAUCUUCGCCAUGGAGAAAUUUUCUGGAGGCAUGUUUUGGGGCCGGAUGAUGUCAUCGAUCAGAUAGACAUUGCGCUUGGAAAAUAUGUUAUUAGUUUGUCUUCUGGAGGAAGUGUCCUAAGAGCUUGGAACCUUCCUGAUGGCCAGAUGGUGUGGGAAUCGUCACUUACAGGCUCAAAGCCCUCAAAGCCGUUUUUGCUAAUUCCAACAAACCUGAAGGUUGGCAAGGACAACGUACUCUUUGUUUAUGGUAAUGGUUUUAUUCAUGCCGUCGCAAGCAUUGAUGGCGAGAUAAUCUGGAAAAAGGAGUUAGCUUCUGAAGACACUGAUGUCCAACAGUUAAUUUAUUCAGAUGGGAGUGAUACGUUAUAUGCUGUAGGUUUGCAUGGUUCCUCACAGUUUAAUGUUUAUCAAGUUGAUGUCAAGAGUGGUGAGCUUCUGAAGCAUUACAACAUGUUGUUCCCCACUGGGUUUUCUGGGGACUUGUCAUUUGUUACAGAUGACACAGUAGUGGCAUUGGAUUCUACUGGAACAACUAUAGUCACUAUACUUUUCCAGAAUGGGGAAAUCAUCCAUCACGAGACACAUGUUUCUCAACUCAUCCAGGACUUUUCAGGAACACCUGUUAUAUUACCCUCAAAAAUUGUUGGAUUGUUUAUUUUAAAACAUGAUAGUUCUUUCACCUUUAUUAAGGUUACCACUGAUGGCAAGUUGAAGGUUGAGGGAAAAUUUAACCAUGCUAAUGCUGUCAGUGAUGCUCUCUCUCUUUCGGAUGGUCGACAAGCUUUUGCCUUGGUUCAGCAUGAAAAUGGUAAGAUUCUCCUGACUGUAAAGCUCGGUAAUGAUUGGGCAUCAAGUUUAGUUGAGGAAACAACUCAGAUGGAUAGUCAGAGGGGACUUGUGCAUAAGGUUUUUCUCAAUAGCUAUAUACGGACAGACCGGUCAAAUGGAUUCAGGGCUUUGAUUGUCAUGGAAGACCAUUCAUUGUUACUGUUACAGCAAGGUGAGAUUGUAUGGACUAGGGAAGACGGACUAGCUUCCAUCAUAGAUGUUAAAGCUUCGGAGUUACCAGUUGAAAAAGAUGGUGUGUCUGUGGCAAAAGUGGAACACAACCUGUUUGAAUGGCUUAAGGGACAUUUGUUGAAACUCAAAGGAACUCUGAUGAUAGCUACCACUGAUGAAGUGGCAGCCAUACAGAAAAUACGGUUGCAAAGCUCUGAGAAAAGCAAGAUGACUCGGGACCGAAAUGGCUUCAGGAAGCUUCUCAUAGUACUUACACGAGCGGGAAAACUCUAUGCGCUUCACACUGGUGAUGGAAGGAUUGUGUGGUCUCUUUUACUGAAUUCUCUUCGCAAGUCAGAAACAUGUGAAAACCCCAGAGGAAUUAGCUUGCAUCAAUGGCAGGUCCCUCACCAUCAUGCACUGGACGAGAAUCCAUCUAUUUUGGUUGUUGGAAGAUGUGGGUCAAAUUCCAAUGCUCCUGGAGUUCUCUCUAUUGUGGACACGUACACAGGGGAGGAGCGCAACCAUAUGGGACCCACUCAUUCGAUUGUUCACAUUAUUCCCUUGCCUUUCAGUGAUUCUAUUGAACAACGUUUGCAUUUGCUGUUGGAUUCAAAUGGACACGUUCACUUGUACCCGAGAAGUGCCGAGGCUCUUGGCAUUUUUCAGCGGGAGUUGGGGAAUAUAUAUUGGUACUCAGCUGAAACUGAUAAAAAUCUUCUACGGGGUCACGGGGUGCGGAAACAAUGUGUUCUUGAGGUGUCAGAUGAAUUCUGUUAUGACUCAAGGGUUCUAUGGACGAUUGUGUUGCCGUCAGAAUCGGAAACGAUUAUUGCAACUGCUACCAGGAGUUCAAAUGAGGUUGUUCAUACUCAAGCUAAGGUGACAGCGGAUCAGGAAGUGAUGUACAAAUACACGUCGAAGAAUGUUUUAUUUUUGGCUACCAUUACACCUAAAGCUGUUGGUCCUAUUGGUUCAGUUACCCCAGACGAGUCAUCUGUAGUUGUUUAUGUGAUCGACACUAUAACAGGUCGUAUACUGCACCGAAUGACUCAUCAUGGUUCACAGGGUCCAGUACAUGCUGUCUUUAGCGAGAAUUGGGUUGUCUAUCACUACUUCAAUCUAAGGGCACACAGAUAUGAGAUGUCUGUCAUUGAAAUCUACGACCAAGCUCGUGCGGAGAACAAAGAUAUCUUGAAGCUUGUUCUUGGGACUCAUAAUCUUACUUCUCCAGUGACAGCUUACUCCCGGCCAGACAUCUUCACAAAGUCACAGUCUUAUUUCUUCCCACAUUCUGUAAAAACCAUUGCUGUAACAUCCACAGCCAAAGGCAUAACUUCAAAGCAAGUUCUUCUUGGCACAAUUGGUGAUCAGGUUUUGGCCCUUGAUAAACGCUUUUUGGAUCCUCGGAGAACACUUAAUCCAACUCAGGCCGAGAAAGAGGAAGGAGUUAUUCCUCUCACGGAUUCCUUACCAAUUAUUCCUCAGUCAUAUGUGACGCAUGCUCUUAAGGUAGAAGGUUUGAGAGGGAUAGCCACAGUCCCGGCUAAACUCGAGUCAACCACCCUCGUUUUUGCCUACGGCGUGGAUCUGUUUUUCACCCAACUGGCACCUUCUAGAACGUAUGACUCUCUUACUGAGGAUUUUAGCUAUGCCCUGCUUCUGAUCACGAUUGUUGCCCUGCUAGUGGCCAUUUUUGUUACAUGGGUCUGGUCGGAGAAUAAAGAUCUUCAGGAAAAAUGGAGAUGA